Messenger RNA from Mollisia scopiformis, 2915 nucleotides. RefSeq lists its product as uncharacterized. The transcript has a single exon. The record is from RefSeq and is a predicted model, not a curated record. NCBI's taxonomy places the organism in Eukaryota, Fungi, Ascomycota, Leotiomycetes, Helotiales, Mollisiaceae. The coding region runs from base 233 to 2560 and encodes 775 amino acids.
CAAAACCUUUCACCACCCUUCCGCACCUAACCUUGCUCAUUCUUGAAGUUGCCUUGCAAGUCAUACAAUUACAAAACCAAACAUCCUUCACGAAUAUUAACGGUAGAGCAACUCGCAUUGCUUUACGAAAUUACGACCCCGUCUUGCAGCAACUUAUUGAUUCGAAGCCGAGUUCCUUGCGGGCGCAACCCACACCUUUUCCCCACAGCAGGAAACAACAACAUUAUCAAUCAUGUCGACGGUCGACCCCUAUGACGAUCGGCCUCGCCGCUCUCAUCGAGACCGUGAUCGCAGAGAUGAUCGCGAACCACGAUACGUUGAAACGCAGGAGACCUACGUGCGCUCACCUGUGGCUGCGGUCCCAGAUCCACCAUAUAUCCCACGUACAACAGAGAUUGUCCGUCGACCUGUCCGUGAAGAUAGCGAUCUAUCCAUCGAGGAAGUCAGAAGAGACUUUCCUCCACCUGGUGCGGGAGCUUACGUUCAACAGCGCACCAUGGUUCGAGACGACCGGUACGGUCCGCCAGUUCGCUCGCGCUCGGCUGAACGAGGCUCGCAAUAUGGAGCAUACCUGCGUGAUCCACGACACUCCGAUAGAGAUCUUGAUGACCGUCGCAGCCGCAAAGGAGCAGUAUAUGCAGAACAAGAGAUUGUCGAGAAGCCACGCCGUCGUUCGCUGUCACGAAACCAGAAGAUCAUCGCAGCAGUGGGAGGAGCAGCUCUAGCCGUUGGUGGCAAGGAACUCUGGGAUCGCAGACAAGCUGACGGUCGUCCUGUAUCUCGCAAUCCCCUCGCUACAGCAGCGGUCGGAGCCGCCGGUGCAUUUGCAGGAUACGAAGGUGCUGAAUAUGUCGUUAAGCACACGGAUGCCGGAAAGACAAAGGAAAAGAAGAAGACCUACAUCGCCCAUCAAGGCCGAAAUGGUGAGGUAGCAGAAUACUAUUCAUCCGAUGAUGAGACUGUCAAGCCAAAGAAGAGUCGCCGCAAAUCGAUUGUGGAAGGAGCUUUGGGACUUGCAGGCAUCGGUGCCGCCGCCAAGGCAGCUGGUGGUUCUUCACGAGAUGGAAGACGUUCCAGUCGUCGGGGCAGUGAUGAUGAUUAUGACGACGAUAGAAGAGAUCGAUCUCGAGGCAGAAACAAGGAGCCGGAAGGAGCUGCCAAAUUUCAACAAGCCGCCAAGGCUGCUCUAUUGGCGGGCGCUACUGAAGCCUUCAGAGUACGCAAUGAACCUGGUGGAUGGGGAGGAGACAAAGGAAAGCGUAUUCUAACUGCAGCUAUUGGAGCUGGAGGAAUCGACGCAGCUGCAGAUCGCAAUCCCGACAAGCACAGCAAGCGUCACAUUCUCGAGGCUGUUGUAGGAGGUUUAGCUGGUAAUCGUUUGAUCAAUGGCUCUAGAAACAACAUUGAAGACGACCGAGGUUCUGUAAGAUCUGGACGUUCACGAUCAAGAUCCAGAGGUCCAGGAGGCAGCAGUGGUGCUGGACCACUAGCAGCCCUUGCUACAGCGGGAAUUGGUGCUUUGGCUGGAAAGAAACUUCUGGACCGCUCUCGGUCUCGAUCCCGAUCCCGUGCUGCUUCUCGUCGACGCAGAGAUAGCCCAGACUCGUACGACAGCCGCAGUCCAUCGCCAAGACGUGGUGGCAAAGACCGUCACAAGCGAAGCAAGAGUGUCACGGACUAUGCAAGAAAUGGUCUUGCUGCUCUGGGAAUCGGCGAGGCAGUCAAGAAUAGAGAUCGGAGCAGAGAUCGCGGCACUGUAGAGUACGAAGAAGAAACCAGGGUUCACCGACGCAGCCGAGGUGAUCGAGACCGAGGAGGAUCUGAUGAUGGAUAUGAUGGCGGUUCCAGACGUUCCCGUCGUGGCGAUUAUGCGGAAAGCAGAGGUGAUCCUUACGGCAAUUCACGUUACGCAGAAUCACAAUCAAGUAACGUUGGAUCCAGAAGUGGAGGCCAUCGCACUGCUCGACAGAAGGAUGGUCAGCGAAACAGACGUGUUGCAGAAGGCAAGGAUGCAGAUGGGGGUGAAUCAGAUAGCAGUCUUGGCUCCUCAUCAGGAGACGAGAAGCGCAUCAAAAAGAUGAAAGGUAAGCAACUUCUUACAGCCGGUUUGGCUACUGUUGCAACAAUCCACGCCGCACACAAUGUCUAUCAGAGCAUGGAGAAGCGUGAUGCGCGGCACAAGGCCGUGGCGGAAGGAGAGAUGACACCUGAAGAGGCAAGAAAGCUCAAAGCCAAAGCUGUAUUGCAAGAUGCGGCGUCGAUCGGAAUUGCAGCACUCGGUAUCAAGGGCGCCAUCUCAGAAAUCAAGGAGGCGAACGAAAUGCGGCACGAGUGCAGAGAGUUCCGGGAAAAGAAAGAGGAGCGCCACAAGAAGCGGCUUGAGCGGCAAAAGAAGAGCUCAAACGGCAACAGCAAAAAGCAAAGCAAUGGUGAUGCCAGGAGCAGCAGAGACGAUGGCUACUCUUCGUAUGGGGGUCGAGAUGGCUAUGGUCCUCGAUACAUCGAUGACAAUCCAUACUCGACUGCUCUGCCUGCGCCGCCUGUCGGUUAUGGAAGAUAAGAGUUCUUUGUCAGCCAAAAGACACUCGCAUCUUUCCACCAUCUUUGAGCUUUGAGCUUUCUGCCUCUUCACAGUACAUACGACAUUACGAAGUUAUGGUUUUAGGAAUUUCAUGAAGUCUCAUACAUCUUACGAUUUCACGAUAAGCGCCUGCUCUGAAGAUGAUCCAUUCUCGUUUUUUUUCCUUCUUUUCUUUGGAGUUUGCCUUUCUAUGGAGGAAGAUAGAUCACGCAAGAGCACAUAUCCUUGCAUAAGAAUCAUAACUGAUAUUUAUCCACUGUGCACAGCUUCCCGCUACUAAGCAACACCGAGUGACCUGCCUUACCGCGAGCUUGGACUUGUAACAUCGCGCGUU